AUGCAGCGACAACCCUCUUCAUCGCCACCACACACCCAGAGCACAUCUCUCCACCGCGCACCUCUCCAACCCUGCCCCACCUCCUCGUCAUCGCUCAACGUCGUCGCCAACCCUCUCCACAAGGCCACCUUUCACCGCUUUCGCCGACCUGGCUACCUCGUCGAGCCCACCGCUGCGCCUCUCAAGUCGCGAGCGAGCGACACCCUCGCCAGACCCGACUCGCCGCCGCCCUCGUCCUCUGCACCUCAGCCCGCACCGCCACAGCAUGUCGAGCACCCGCGAGCCAAGACCGACUCGGCAAACAGCCUGCGCAAGACCACCUCGUCGCCAAGCCCCAACCUCGACGACCUGAAGCCGAGCGCCGGCGUCCGCUCGCCUCGCGCUCGCCGCUCGGCCGCCGUCCAGACCACCCCCUUCCCUCGCCUGUCGACGGCGCUCCUCUCGCCCUUCCAGCGUCACCUCGGCACGGACCGCGACGUCUACGUCGAGCUCCUUUCGAACGGCGAGCUCGUCCUCGACUCACGCAGGCGGGAGCGCAAGACCGGUGCAGCGGCGCGGGACGAGGUCUACCUGUUCAGCGGCAACGGCGAAGAGAUGUCCAUCUUCCACCCUUCUUCAACACUCGGCCCUUCCGCUCCCCUCGUCCUCGUCCACCCGUCAUCGACUCACUCGUACUCGGACCUCGUCGCCGUCGCCUCGGCCUCGAACGCCAACUCGGCGCAUCGGCGCCACGCCAAGGCGUACCGCACCGCCACCCGCAUCAUCACCGCUCUCAAGUCGCGGGUAACCCUCAUGUCGUUCUACCACCCGGCACCGCCUCUCGCGCUCGCCGACCGGGUCAAGAUGACGGUCUAUGCCGACCUCGAGUCGUUCGCGUGCUCGGCGACCGUCGGCCAUGGCCAGGACCGCGGGCUCGCGACCGCGCUCGUCCACCCGAGCCGGGACUCGCUCGUCCUCACCCUUCCUCGCCCUUUGUCGCGGGCUCCCACCUCGACCGCCACCUCCAGCAGUACAUCGCGUCUCUUCCUUCCCCUUUCCAAGCUCGUCUCGCCCGACUCGGCCGACGCGCCGAGCAACGACGCCCUCGCCCUCAUUCCCCCCGACCUUCCUCCCACCGCCCGCGCCCUCGUCCACUGCGCCGCCGCGCCCUCAACCCGCACCCUCGUCGAGCGCGUCCGAGCAGCACACCUCGCCGCCCUCGCCACCUCGUGCGAGUCGGCCGCCGAUGAGCGAGCACGGCGUGCGCCGAGGACGGGUCCGAGCGGCGCGACGCAAGACGGUGCGUCGCUGCCCGCCGCCUCGAGCACGAGCAGGAGCGAGGAGCGCGUCGUGCGCGAGCUCGCGAGGACGCUCGGCGUCGCGCCGCCGUCGCCGGCUCGAGCGCGCUCGGCGGGAGUGAGCGCCCGAGGCGAGGGACGAGGAGCGGCGGCGUCAAGGCCGUCGCAGGUGCGGCAGGGAGGAGGGGGAGAAGACGACGAGCGUUGCCUACCCGGCUUGGGCUGGGUGCUGCGCGAGCGCGGUGGCUCGAGUGGUGAGAGGCCCGGGUUUGGGAAGGCCGAGGAGGAGGACGAGGCGGCGUGGCGCGUCCUGUUCGCCGACGGGGAGGAGCUGCAGAUGCGCCUGCGUCGGCGGCGGGUCGAGUCGAGUGCGGGAGACGGCGGGCCUGGCGGGACGAUGAGCGUGAACGAGGGCGAGCGGGACGAGGUCGAGCUGCGGUGGCGAGGCGACAGGUACCCGCUCCGACGAGCCGACCUCCCGACGAGGCUCGUGCGCCGCCUCCCGCUCGCCCUCGAGCUCCUCGCCCUCUUCCUCGCCACACCGCCGUCGCCACCGCCGUAG
Molecule: messenger RNA, 1839 nt
Organism: Rhodotorula graminis WP1
Lineage: Eukaryota; Fungi; Basidiomycota; Microbotryomycetes; Sporidiobolales; Sporidiobolaceae
Exons: 5
Coding region: 1-1839 (612 amino acids)
Source: RefSeq, a predicted model, not a curated record